AUGCCCCAGAGCCACUGCCAGUCACUCAAGAAGUUCUACGAUGUCCCACCACUCUCUGCCAUCGUACAUAGGUCUAAUGCUACACGCUUUGAAGAUGGAUUUUUUUUACCCAGCAGCUGCCUUUGCAGGACCUGGCUCCUGGACAACUUUCAAGAAGCCUGCAGAGAAACCACCAAUUGCAAAGUGCCCAACUGUGAACAGAAGCUAUGCACAGAGACUGGCUGUGUGAAACGUGCCUGCCUCCCCAGAGUUGUCCAAACAACUUGCUCUAACUCCAGGCCCUGUGGAAGGACAACAUGCCAAUCAGGAAGUUCCUCAGCAGUGUUGGCGAGUGUUUCUCCGCCUUGCCAGUCAGGAGGCAGCCAGCAAAUGUGUUCUGUAGUUCAGAGCUGCCAGCCUGUGAGCUACGUGGCAAAGUGUUGUCCACCCAAGACUUACGUUUCUAAGAGCUGCCAAACUUUGGAAUGUGAAUCUAACCAAUGCCAGUCUCAGAGCCCUGAAUCCAGUUCCUCUAGACCUCGGGUCUAUGUUGUGUCAGGGCCAGAACUCCUGGAACCUUCUUCUAACAUUUAUGAAGCAACUUGCUGUGUUACUGGUGGUUUGCAACUGCCUAGUAUGUGA
Diceros bicornis minor is the source of this 621-nucleotide messenger RNA. Its product is annotated as keratin-associated protein 27-1. The coding region runs from base 1 to 621 and encodes 206 amino acids. Gene Ontology annotation, molecular function: structural molecule activity. The transcript has a single exon. NCBI's taxonomy places the organism in Eukaryota, Metazoa, Chordata, Mammalia, Perissodactyla, Rhinocerotidae. The record is from RefSeq and is a predicted model, not a curated record. Gene Ontology annotation, cellular component: keratin filament.